CACAACCAGCAGCGAUGCCUCACUCCUUGUUCCCCCUGUGCGUCCUGGGACUGCUCGCGCUCUCAUCCGCCUGUUACAUCCAGAACUGCCCGCGAGGAGGGAAACGAGCGCUGCCGGAGACUGGGAUAAGACAGUGCAUGUCUUGUGGCCCCGGAGAUAGGGGCCGCUGCUUCGGCCCCAGUAUCUGCUGUGCAGAGGGCCUCGGCUGUCUGCUGGGCUCCCCGGAAACAGCUCACUGUGUGGAGGAGAACUACCUCCUCACCCCUUGCCAGUCAGGAGGGAGACCCUGUGGAUCUGGGGGAGGACGCUGCGCUGCUUCAGGACUCUGCUGUAACUCAGAGAGCUGUGCAGUAGACCCUGACUGUCUGGGGGAGACCGAGGCCUCAGAUCCGGCUCAUGGCGCCGCAGGGAGCUCGCCUGCUGAGCUGCUGCUGCGCCUGCUGCAUGUGGCCACCAGAGGACAGACUGAGUACUGACACCGUCGUCUGUGGAGGCUCCUCUGCUUCUCAGGCAGAUCAGGCUCGUUAAAGUGCCAAGUCAAGCUUCGUAACCCCCACUGCUGUGAUAUUUCUGUAAAGUCACAGAAAGAGAACUAUGUUUAACUUAAUUAGCUAUUUCAUCCAGAUUCUGGAGGAGAGGAAUGGUGAUAUUGGUUAUGAAAAGUAGAGUUCAUGUUUGUUCCGACCUUAGAUAUGUAUAUACUAAUGCACAUACUGUAAACAAAAUUGUAUUCUAUAUUAGGGGGGAUGACACACCUCAGAGCUCCAUUUCAAAUAAGUGAGUUAUAGCAGAAAACACUGUAAAUAAAUAAGAGGUCGGAGAUUACAGACAUCCAUGUAAAACAGCUGAAUGACAAUCCAGUUACUUCUUGUGUAGUAGAGAUAUUAUUGUAAAUUAAAAAUGGGAGAAAUAAUACAUAAUGUAUCACUGCCAAAAAAAAACUUCUGCUGUCUGCUUUCAUUACUCCCACGCUCAAAAUAAUUACACCUUUAUGGAUG
Molecule: messenger RNA, 998 nt
Organism: Plectropomus leopardus (leopard coralgrouper)
Lineage: Eukaryota; Metazoa; Chordata; Actinopteri; Perciformes; Serranidae
Gene: avp
Product: arginine vasopressin
Cellular component (GO): extracellular region; secretory granule
Molecular function (GO): neurohypophyseal hormone activity
Source: RefSeq, a predicted model, not a curated record